AUGAAUAAAGAUGGAUUUGAAAAUUUCGAUGAAGGUAAUUAAAUAUAAAUAUUAUUCUUAGAUAUUAUAAGUAGCAGACCUUUAGGACAUUUUCAUUUAUUAAAUUCAGUUCCUCAAUAAAAGAAUUUUAACAUCUUAGUUGUACAAAAAAUGAAUGUAGAAGGACCUAAUCUAAUGUAAAAAUAUAUUGUUGAGCCACUAUAAUAAGUUGGUCAAUAAGCAGUUGAAGUUAUAUUUAAUAAUCUUAUAAUAGGGUACAAAAAAUGCAAUUGUUUCACUGCCAUAAUUCUUUAAAUGGGGUGCAUGUGAAUUAUUUAAUAAAUUAACUUCAUCAUUUCAUAAAUCUUCAGAAUCAAUAUAACCUCAACCACAAUAAAACUAACAAUAAGAACAACAACCACCUGAAGAUGAUAUUGAUGAUUUACCAGUCGUAUUUGUUGUACCAAAAGAAAUUCUUGAAGGACCUCUUGCUGAAAGAUUAAAGUGGAUUGAUAAACAUAAAAAUAAUUGCGAAGUUUUUGUUCCUUUUGAAAAACCAAUGAAGUAUCAUUAUUUAUUUAUUAGAUUGAAUACUUUUAAUGGUCUUCAUACUAGUUCUUCAUCUUCUUCAAAUAGUCCAGACGAUUGUGAUUGUGAGGUAAGACGUAUUUCAUAAGAAUUUUAAUCUUAAUAUACUGCAUCUGAAUUAUUUCCAUCUACAGAAAGUAUAAAAUCAAAAUUAAUGAAAUCUAAUCAAAGAUAUGUCAUGUCUUAAGAUGAUUAUAAACUAAUCAAUUAAUAGAAUAAUGAAAAUUAAGAUUAAACUUAAACUUAAACUUAAAAUAUUAUUCUCUAUCCAUUCUUAGGUGAAAUGGCACCAAAAGAUUAAAUUUUAAACCAAAUCAAAAAUAACUAAUUGCAUUAAUCACCUGAUCCUGUAAUUUAACCUAAUUUUAAUUAAAUUUAAAUCUAACCAACUUCAUAAUAUAUUUAAAAUUAGUUUAUCCCCUUAAAUUUGAAUGGAAUAUCAUUUGACAAUAAUGUAUAAAAUACAAAUUUGUAAUAGUAAUAAUCAAAAUAACUACAAUAAUAAUAGAAAUAACAAAAAUAAGAAGAAGAAGUUAAUUACUAAAGAUAAUUAGAACCUAUGUUAGAAAUUUGA
Molecule: messenger RNA, 1141 nt
Organism: Paramecium sonneborni
Lineage: Eukaryota; Ciliophora; Oligohymenophorea; Peniculida; Parameciidae
Source: the annotation of a GenBank genome assembly